AACCAGUUCAUUUCUCCUUCCCAAUCUUCCUCCAGCUCUGUCAAUGACGAUGAGCUUUUCUUCAAGACUCUCCCUGCAUCCCAAUUCGAGAAAGGGGUUGAAGAAGCGAAGAAAUUUCUUCCAAGUGCGGAUAAAUUGGUCAUCAAUUUCGGAGAAAUAGAUCAUAAGUUCCAUCGCGAAGCCACUAACAGCUCUCGCCGGCCAAAGCAUCACCAUAGAGAUGAAUCAGCCUUUGGAGAUUUGAGAAGAAAAAAGUACUCUGCUAUUUCUUUCGAAGAGCCCGCGGUUCCACCGCAGGAUUUGGACGACAUCCUCCUCUGUGGAUCUGAUUUCCCCCAAGUUGUAAGCGCCAUUAGAGAGAAGAUAUUCAAUGAGGCAACCAACAAGUCUACAAAACACAGAAGGCAGAACGAAGAGGUUGUCGACCUUAACACACUUCUCCUUCACUGCGCACAAACCAUCACCGCCGGAAACAACCAGAGAGCUAACGAUCUCCUGAGACAAAUCCGACAUCAUUCCUCACCUCACGGCGAUGCAUUUCAAAGACUGGCGCAUUACAUCGCCGACGGACUCGAAGCCCGCCUUGCCGGAACUGGAAGUGAAGUCUACCGCUCUCUGGUAAACAAGAGAAAAACGGUAAGCGAUGUGUUGAAAGCCUAUCAGCUAUAUCUCGCCACUUGCCCCUUUAGAAAAUUGUCCUACAGCUAUGCAAACAUGACCAUUUUGGACACAAUUCAGACUGCAAAAAGAGUUCACAUCAUUGAUUUCGGCAUCUUCUUCGGAUUUCAAUGGCCCGUCUUCAUAAAAAUGUUAUCUUUGCGUCCGGGCGGCCCUCCAAAGCUUCGUAUCACCGGCAUUGACAAUCCACUACCGGGUUUCCGGCCGGCUGAGAGGAUUGAGGAGACCGGUCGCCGGUUAGCCCAUUACGCCGCGCGAUUCGGAGUUUCGUUUGAGUACCACGCCAUUGCAGCCAAGUUUAAUGAAGUGAAGCUUGAGGAGAUCCAUUUCCGUGAAGAUGAAAUGCUCGUGGUAAACAGUUUGUUCAGAUUGCAUGGCCUGGCUGAUGAAACAGUAGUUGUUGAUUGUCCGAGGGAUAGGGUCCUGAAAGCCAUUAGAGAACUGAGCCCAGCUGUGUUCAUCAACGUUGUUGUGAAUGGAAGCUACGGCGCUCCCUUCUUCAUGACAAGGUUUCGAGAGGUGCUGUACCACUUCUCGGCGGUGUUCGACAUGCUCGACGCAACGGUGCCGAGGGAGAAUGAGCAGAGGUAUUUGUUGGAGAGGGAUAUGUAUGGGAGGUUCUUGAUCAAUGCGAUUUCAUGCGAGGGGUUGGAGAGGGAGAGACCUGAGACGUACAAGCAAUGGCAGAUGAGGUGUUUGAGGGCUGGUUUUGAGCAGAUUCCAUUGUGCAGAGAAUUUGUGAAGAUGGUGAAGAGUAAGGUGAGAGCUUACUAUCAUAAGGAUUUCGGCAUUGAUGAAGAUGGUGAGUGGGUGCUUCAAGAGUGGAAAGGGCGCAUCUUGUAUUGUCUUUCUGCUUGGAGGCCUAGUUUUUGUUGAAGUUCUUGUCUUAGUUAUGUUCUGGCGGAGAAAUUAUUUAGUGCGCAAUUUGAUUUUUGAUGUUUUACAUACAGAGUAAUUUAUGGUUUCUUAGGUUUUAGAGGGGUUCAGUGAAGAGAUGUGAGCGGAAAUGUCUGGGGCUUCUGAAGAUUUUAAUUUGAUUUUUCAACGGUUAUAUUUUAUGUUGGAAUUAGUGAUUUUUUUUCGAGGCAGGGUGGCCUCAAAAUCCGACUCUUCGUACAUACCACCCCAUUUUUUAUGUAUUUACAUCUCUGCACUUAAAUUAUGCUUUUUUGAAUUUUUUUAUUUGCGAAAUUCUUUCAUGUAUAUUUACAUCACUGCUGAAAUUCUGUACCUCGGUUA
Messenger RNA from Phalaenopsis equestris, 1917 nucleotides. Its product is annotated as scarecrow-like protein 14. Gene Ontology annotation, molecular function: sequence-specific DNA binding; DNA-binding transcription factor activity. The record is from RefSeq and is a predicted model, not a curated record. Gene Ontology annotation, cellular component: nucleus. The annotation marks the transcript as partial. Lineage: Eukaryota; Viridiplantae; Streptophyta; Magnoliopsida; Asparagales; Orchidaceae. Gene Ontology annotation, biological process: regulation of DNA-templated transcription. The transcript has a single exon.